UUCUUGGUUUAUUAAUUCUACUGCUCUGUAAGUCAUCACGAACAAGGGCGUAUUAUCUUUAUUGUUAAAACACUUAGCCUACUUUAGGCUCAAAUGAAGGCUAUUUAAAAUAAAGUGAAAUUACUUAAGUUUAAUAUGCGCUAGGAGAUAGUAUCCAAGCAAACAGCUAUCAUUUGGUCACACCCGCUUGAUUUUGUAUAAGCGAUUUGCAUUUCGCUCAGCAACGUAGCCAGCUCCUAACUGUUGCAGAAAUACAGCUCAGCGCAAAGUCACGUUCAAAGUCUGGUAUUCUACUAUGCAGCUGUCGGAAGACAUGGAGAUUUGAAACUUACAGGUUUCGAUUUGGAAGGAAUGCGGCGUCCGCUGAAGAGAGCUCCGCGCAGUGGACAAUCAAUUGUAAUGCAAAAACGAAAAAAAUGAAAAUACAGUACAGUAAUCGCAAUUCUUAGCGAGGUUCUCCAACAGCACCGCGAGCUUGUUGCGCCCGGAGUACUCGUGUUUUUCGGAGAGGGUACUUCGGGAAAGGCGGGAAAAAGAUAGAAAAUGCCUUUCUGCAAGAGGACAAUAGUCCCGAAAGAUGUCUGUAAAGGUGACACAAAGCGACAGAGCGCAAUUUUCGGGGACUUGGUGGAUGUAUGCGGCUUCACUCUGUGCUCAAUACUCAGGCAGCUUUCGGAUUUAUCAAGGCAGUCGGUCAGCAUCUUGGAAGAGCUGGAAGGGGAACUUGUGUCCAUUUAUCACCGGUCGGGAACGCUUGAGAACAAAGUCAUCAGUUUGCAAAAACACAUUUCUGCACUGGCCACCAAACCACCACAAAAGACCACCACCAACUUGGACUCGGAGAACAAGCGAACGGCCCACUUCCGAUCGUCAUGGCAACAGCAUGUGAAUGUGUUCGGCUCGUGGAGUAGGCCGGAGUGCGUGCAGGAGCUGCAUCAGGAGGCGCAGCUCAAUCUCCAGAGCCUGCUGCAAGACUUUGAGGAGCAGCUCUAUGACCCCAAAGUUACGGGACAGACUUUUCGACAGCCCUCUUCGCCGGGUUCAGAGGACACUUCGCAGAGCAGAUCUCCCAUUGCAGCCAACAGCAAGAGACCGGAGUUUGUCUUCCUGCCAGCUUCCAAGCAGGUGUGUGAGGAUGAGACCACAUCAUUAGGGAUCCGGGCCCAGGAUCCAUCGUCAGGCUGUGGGUCAGAGCGCCCCCUACUGGGCUGGAGCUCCUCGGCGGGCCCGCCUGUUGCUGAGAAACCCCGCUGGUACCUGGGUCGCCACACCCCAGCACACCUGGUGCCCAUCGAUGUAACAGGACAGAGCUUUGAUAAGCAUGCCUGUGUGCUCCAGUCCCUAUUUAACAUUGAGACUGCAGUCAACCCAAAGACUGCCUACAGGAGGAGGCGGAGCCUGAUUGGAGGCCCUGACAUCAUACUGCAACAUCAAGAUGAUGGGAAAAUUCUGGCUGUUGACCUGAUUGAAGGCACCUGUUCCCCUGGAGCCUCGCACCCCAGACUUCUAACACCAUCGUCUGAAACCCUGAGUCACCAUUUACCGCUGAGGAAAACCUGCAGUAACUUGGACCAAAGUCUGCCUCAGUCACCUGAGAGUUCCUUAGGCACGAUGGAGCAGGCCACGCUGAUGUGCGCCAGUCCUUCCUGGAACGGGCCCAAGGGCUCCACCUUCUCCCCGGCGUGGAACAACUCCUUCAACUACGUGCUGGCGCCCAGCCCCGUCGCCAAAACGCCUUCGUCCCAACACGAGGCCGGCGUGCUCGCCUGCCCCUCCCAGGGCAGCUCAGGCCUGUCCAUGAGCUCAGGGUCACAUUCCAGCUCCUUCACCUCCAUAUCAAUGGAGCCGUCCGCCAGGGCCCAGCACGCUGCGGCCGCUGCCGCCGCAGCCGCCUCUGUGGGUAAGAGGAUGGAGAUGGAAGGAGACACGGCGAGCCCCGGAGAGCGGGAGAAGAGGUACACGCGCGCCAACGUCUUCAAGUUCCGGGAGCGCUCCCUCUCCACGCCCACCGAGCCCCCUCGGGAGGGCGAGAGCUACGCCCUCCUGUACCCAAGCGGCAGCUCCGAGGGCAGCGCCAGCACCGACAACGUCUCUGUGACGGCGGCCGACUUCUUGCCUGACGGCCGGCUUCGGAUGAGGUCCCGCAGCAUCUCCCUGAAGAAGCCAAAGAAGAAGCCGCCGCCGCCGGUGCGCAGCGUGUCUCUAAUGAAGAACCUUGGCGGCGAAAGCCCCCGUACGGAGGGGCACUUCCGCGACGGCCGGCCCAAGAGCCUGUUCAUUCCCAGGGACCACUUGGAGGACGCCUUCCAGCCAGACUUCCUUGUUAGCUCCAAACCCCUGCAGGAGGAGCAGGACCUAGCUAUGUCUGGCGGGCAGACGGUUGCAGACUCACAGGCACCGGACAGAGAGCCUGAGCUGUCGUACCCUGGCCACUGGCAGCUGAAUGACUGGAAGGCCAAUGACCCCUACAGGUCGCUGUCAGGCUCUAGCACGGCUACAGGAACCACAGUGAUUGAGUGCAUGAAAGUACGUGGCAGCUCCGAGUCCCUCAAUUCUCCCUCCACCUCCCGUGCUACCUCGCCCUCACAGCUCUCUGUAGAAGCAGAGGCCAAAAUCUCCCCCUUCAAACCUCUUGGCUUGAUGUCUCCCUCCAGUGGCUACUCUAGCCAGUCUGAGACUCCAACCCCCACCAUACCCAACUCCCUCACUUCCGGACCCUCAUCGCUGGGCUGCAAGAUGCGACCGAAGAUUCCAGAGAGGAAGUCCUCCCUGCCGGCCACUUCCCCCGGAGAGAGGGCUGCCAGGUCACGUCUUUCCUUUGAGCUGCCUGUGACUUCCCACCUGGAUCUGUCCUCCGUCAAAGCCAAGCCCAAAGCCAGCAGGAGGCACUCUGACUCCUCCACUGCCGGUAAGCCGGUGCAGAAGCUCAGUCCAAGCCAGUCGGUGAUGCCCAUGGUGACCCAGACCGACCUCAGGAACAUCCGCCUGCGUUCGGUCAGCCGCUCAGAAGCCGACGACAGCCCCGAUGGCUCUUCUGACAUCAUCGAAGAGGAGCAAGGCAGAGACCUCAGCCCCCCUGUCAGUCCCGAGCUGAAACCCAAGCCUCCGGUGGCCGUGAAGCCACCUCUACCCAAACGCCCCCUCAAUCUCAUGCUGAAGUACCCCUCUUCUAUUCCUCCUGCCCCAGAGUCCCCUCCGCCCUCCCCAGUGGAUCGGCCCAUGCCGCUGGGGAACAUCUACAAGGUGAUGAAGAAACCCAAACCUAAGAAGCUGGCACAGUCUCCAAUCAGUCCUGGGGUGCCCCAGGAGGCCCCCAAACCACAGGUGCAGGAGCAGCCCGUUGUGGACUACCAGCAAGGGGCUGACCAGUGUGAGUUACCUUCCCCCAGCAGCCCUGAGAGGCAAGACAAGAGCAAGACCUUGCCCAGCAGGAUGACUAUCUCCUGUCUGGCUGAGCUGGAUAAGAAGCGCCCCAAGGUACCCCCUCCAGUCCCCAAGAAGCCUAAUGUCCUCCUGUUGCCUAGCAAUGCCGUCCAUACCAAUGGGACCACAGACAGGCAAGUCAUCUCAUUGGACAGUGGCUCGCAGUCCCCUGUUAGUGCUCCUCUGUCUGAAGAGCCUACUGUUAAUGAGGAAAACCAUGUCCCCACGAAUGAAGUCGAAGAAAAGGAUUCCGAACAAGAGUCUGAUGUAAAGGCCCCCACUACUGAGCCUUUGAUAGAAAACUUGCUUGAUGAAAGCGUUGUGGAGAGCAGCUCAGUCAGCGAGAAGAAUGCUUUGCACAUCACAGAGGAAGCAGAAGAGGAUGCGAUUCCCCAGCCAUCCACCCCCCACACCACUGAGGACCUGUUCACCAUCAUUCACAGGUCGAAGCGCAAAGUCCUGGGCCGCAAGGAAGUGGCGGACUCGUUCGGCAGCCGGCAGAGCUUGGUGUCCCCGGUCAAGAGCAGCAGCGACCUGAGGACCCUGACCCUGGGCAGCACGCCCAGGUCCAGCUCCCGCAACGAGAACUUCAUGGCGCUGCUGCAGAAGAAGGGCCACAAGCCCAGCACGGGGGCCCGAGUUUCCGCCAUGGAGCUCCUGAAGAGCACAAACCCGCUGGCCCGCAGGGUGACCGAGUUCUCGCAGCCCGACUCGGAGUCCGCCAGCGCCCCCAAACCGCCCCCGGACCACUGACUGCCCCGCUGCGCUGGGAUCCGUGCUGGGAUUUUUUUUUUCCUUGUGUCCUUGUGAGGGUUUUAUUUACCGCCAUCUUCCUUCACCGAGCUAUAAGCCAGGGGUGUGUUUUUGAAUCCUGAUUUUGAACAAAGCAUUUUUUUAUUAUUGUUUGCUGUUUGAGCAACAGUUGACAUCGGCUAAAACAGGGGACAUGGAAUCCAGGAGUGUCACGUAGGUUGGGGCUGCCUGCUAUUCAGGAAAUUAGAACACAGGACUCCUGAAAGUUCUGUGUGGAAAUCAGAAACCCUGGAGCAGUCACUAUGGCAUACAGAAGGAAAUGGCCAAUGGCUGAUUACAAGAACACCGGUUUACACAUACAGAUUCCAUGGAGGUACAUGCGUAUAUGCUGGACAGAGCUUGAUGGAAUAACGUAAAGCAAAGUAGGGACAGCUUCAUUUAACUUUUUCAUUAAAAAAACAAUAUAAAACUUGCUGAAUAUGUGUCUUUUGAAGACAUAGCGCAAGGCUCAUUUGAAGCUCUGCAAAAAAAGAAAAAAAACAAAUGAGUAAUCGAAAACAUUCCACAAAUUAGCAAGCAGGACCUGGUAUCCCUCUCGUUUGGAAUAAGCACUUUCAUUACAACAAGGAACAUAUCCGGAUCUAGCAUUUUUGUUUGAUUGUCCGUUUUGUUUGUAUAAAAAAUUUUUGAUGAUGUGAUUUAACCUGUAUAUAGCUAUACAUAAGUACAUACAUAAAUAUAUUCAAAGUAUAUACAUCCAUAUAAAUACAUAUAUAGGUGUAACCAGGCCUGCUAAAACUGCCUACAUGGUAUUCGCUGCAUUACACUUGGGAUCAAAGAGUGCCGCCCUGCAAGACAGCUUGAAUCGUUGCUGAGGAUCUCCACACUGCCUAGACACAUACUGUGCAGCGCGUGUGUAACACACAAGUUUGUACAGAACCAAACUCACCAAAAAUCAAAGGGUCAAUAAGGGUAUGGCUCUCCUUUGAACUCUCGAGAUCAGACGGGACAGGACGGGGAGAGGUCGCGGCGAAACGGAAGUGACGCGCGCGGAGGCGGGAGAUGCGCCGCGGACGCGUUCGGACGACCGCGGCCGUCUUGUGUUGCUGUACGCUCAGGUGUUCCUUACGCUCAGGAGGCCCUUUCAGUUUUGGUGUGGAUGUGCGUCAUCUCUAUAGUACAUGCGCUUGAGCUACAAAGUUUCAGGUGGUAGAAAGACACUCGUCUAUGGUCAACAAAAUGGCUGGUGUCUGAAGUUGGACUCCCACCCGAACCCGUUCGCACUGCAUUGGGAUUUGGGGUGAUGAGGCAGACUGUUACAUCCACACUUCAUCGUAAUCUCACAGUGUACUCACCUGCAACAUGUGUCUAUGCCUCAGUGCAGUCACUUCACUGCCAUUAAGACUAUGCAUCAAAGCUGGACGGACGGCCAUGUCUACACUAAGAGACUGGUGAAUGUAAACAAAUGUCAAGAGGGGAUGCGACCUUCAACAGCAUUCGGCUCAGAUUUGAUUUUAAUUUCAUUCAUGGGACGAGGUGGGUGGGGGGAGGUGGGUUUGGGGAAGGGAGUGUCAUGAUGUGGUGCGAUUUGGGUGGGUCCGUACAGCGCAGGAACGUUAAAGAACACCGCUAUUUCCAUUGAAGAAAAGACAAGGAGGCGGCUCAAAUUCUGAAAUGCGAGCACUGGAGACCUGUGGAGAACCGGGCUGGUCUGUCAGAGCUUGGGAAAGGGUGCGUUUGGCCAGCAUUCCUGGAGGGUGACGAGUGGACUUGGUGACUGCUCUCACAGACCCUUCCCCAUCCAUUCCUUGAACAGCGCUUCUAUGGAGGACUGCUUCUGGCUCUCAAUCAGAAAAUAGACAAAGUCCUGGUGCUAUCGAGCCAGAAUGCCACCCUCAUUCAAGACAGAGCGCCCCAACUGGCUCAGAUCUGUUUUGACUUUGUAACAGAGACUUGGAGAGACAGUGCUCCAGAUUGGAUUCUGGACGUUCUUCAUUUUUCAGUCUUUCAGGUAAUCCGACGACUCAUAAAGACUUAAAAAAGAAACAUGAAAUUAUUACGUAAAAACAGUGAGUGACGCUUGUUUUAAAUAUUUAGUGAAUGAAACAAAAAAGAAAACCAGUGUUUGUUUGCCUUGUACUCUGGCGUGAUGCCUUUGUGUUUUUUAAAUGCCUUGGUAUUGCACUUUCUUAGGAGUAUGCAGAGUUUUGUUAUUAUGAUUACUAUUAUUAUAGUCAUUACUACUCUUGUGUACUCUGUACUGUUCCUCCAUCAUUCAUCGACCCUCUUACAGGUACAAGUAUUACAGUGGAGGUAGGCAUAGCUGUAAUGAUGUAGAGGUAAAGAAUGGGGAGAGGCAGGAAAAACAUAAUGGCAGGGGGUUAGGGGGUUUCUGAAGCCAUGGUUGAUUUUUUAGUUCCAAGUGCAUGUCAAAAUUGAACAUGGCUGCUGGUGACACUUUCUGACCUUAUCUCCAUUAAACCUGGAGUAGAUUACCUGUGUCCUUUCAAACAGCAAUUUGACUCUCCUCAAGAUUGCUUCAAAGUAGAGAAAUACGGCACUGCUAAUCCGUGAGUUUUGCAAAUGCCCCCACCCCCGUCUCCCCAUCCCACUCAAUACUCCUUCCUUGUGAGUGGAUAGAGCAUAAUGUGCUCUAUUGUCCGAUCAACUGUGUCUGGGAAUUAGAACCUUACGAUUGUCAGACACUUUUAAAAAGUGGGGGAAGGGUUUUUCUUCUGGUAACCUGAACAAGUACUGACUGCACACUCUAGUGGCUGACUGCAGUGACAGUACAAGGCUAAAUAAACCACUGGGUGUUUAAUUCUGUUCAACCUGGGGACCACUUCAGCUUUGUGCCAGCCUCAUCUGCCACCAUUUCCUGUUGUCCUCCUCUUCCUGUUUGGUGCAACCCCCAGGGCUGAAAUUUUAAAGCUUUUCUUAAAGGGCACCUUGGGCUUGUCUGGUGGGAAAUAAAUAAUAAAAGGCUAUAAUUAUUUGAAAGUAAACUCCUAUGACAUUGCUUGAUUAGAUGGACCAAGAACAGUCUACAAAAAUGGCCCUUACAAUGCAUAUUUAUUAAUACUUGGUACAAUAAUACCAGCCAGACACUUUCCCUGGCUUUUAAGUUCUCCUAGAAUAACCCUGGGUGCCUUUUAACUCUCAGGAGGGAUAUUCUCCAUAGCAGGCAAAGUAAAAAAGUGGGGAAAAGCAAGCAAAUAGACUCAAAACAACACAGACCAGUUUAGUUCAGUGUCACAUGACUAGAGAUGAGAUAUUUAUGGCCACUAGGUUGUCGUGGUUCAGAAAAACUUUGACUACGUCAAAGACAGUUGCUAUGUAAAGUGUAAUUGUGUACAUAAAAAAAUGUAAGUGAAGCUGCAGUCAUCAUGAUUAAUGUAAAGGUAGUAUGGAGAAGUGCUGUGGUUCAUUCCUUUUGCUGUAAGACUGCACCAAGUGCUCUGUGAAGUCUGACAGACUGCCAGAACUGAAAAGCUUUAAAAAAAAGGCCCCCUCCCCCAUGGGAAUGGAUGGCAAGCUAGGCGGGUUCAUAAAUGAAAACUGGGAAUUAUAUUUUUGUUAUUUUUCAUUGGAAGGACAUUUUCAAAAAUUAUAAACCACAGUCUCCAGCAGUAUGAAAUGUGGCUGCGGGUCUGUAAGCAGCCAUGUCUUGCCGAUGUAAUGAAAUUAUAUCAUUAAAAUAAAUUAUUUUUCUUGCUUA
Messenger RNA from Anguilla anguilla (European eel), 7894 nucleotides. RefSeq names its product NHS-like 2 (gene nhsl2). NCBI's taxonomy places the organism in Eukaryota, Metazoa, Chordata, Actinopteri, Anguilliformes, Anguillidae. The record is from RefSeq and is a predicted model, not a curated record. Gene Ontology annotation, biological process: cell differentiation. The transcript has 8 exons. The coding region runs from base 544 to 4176 and encodes 1210 amino acids.